AUGGCAUUCGAUAGGUGGGAGGAAAUAUCGAAUUUGAAGUUUGAAAAUGUGCAAAACCCUUACAGGAAAAAGCCUGAUAUUACCAUAACUGUUAUUCGAAAAAAUCACAAUUUCCGAGCAGACUGCCAAGGCACUUCCAAGUGUCCACAUAAUUUCGACGGCCCUGGAAAAGUUUUAGCUCAUGCAUAUUUCCCAAAUGAAAACAGCAAAUGUGUCGAGAUUCAUCUUGAUGCAGAAGAAAAAUGGUAUCUUGGAAAUAGUACUUCUCCUGAUGGCCAAACUAAUUUAUUGAUGGUCCUGAUUCACGAAAUUGGACAUGCUCUUGGGCUGGGCCACAGUGGCGUCAAUACAGCUAUUAUGUAUCCUUGGUAUCAAGCAAGUCCAGCAUCAUUCGAUAUAGAUGAUAAGAGGGCGAUAGAAUAUUUGUAUGGGCAGAAAACUGAAAACUAUCAAACAAUAACAACCUCAACAACACAGACAACCGAAUCCCAAAAACCAAUAUCCCAGCACACCUCUACCACAGCUUCAUCAGUGUCGUCAAAUGAACCCCAUAACGUAGACGUUACUAGCACAACCUCAAAGCCUCAGAUAACUCCAACAAGAUUAUGCGACAUUCAAGUGCCAGACUUUAUGUUUCUAGCCACAGCACCCCAGUUUCAAAAUUAUCGAAUGAGCGCGUUCUACCGUCUGAUUGGUCGUCUGAUUAGUUCACCCUCUCUCCUGCUUCUUCAUUUGCUAGCAAUAUCUGAGGUAGCCAUCAGUGGAGUGAUUUCCUGGUGCCUUCGUUCCUACUUUCGACCUGGACACGGCUACCAGGCAGUGGGGGGCAGCGAAGUUGGUCUGGUCACCGAUGCAGGAGUCCCUGAUCAAAAAUCUCCAGCCAGAGGGUUGAGCUCGAGAUCAGCGCUGCAGGAGACGAGUUAUAUCCUGAACUUCAUGACUUCGCAUCUUUCCACUUCCCUGCCAGUGGACGAUAAGUGUAUCUGGGCUAGCGAUGGUGAGUUGCCCAAGGACGAGCAGAACCACUAA
This is a messenger RNA of Phaedon cochleariae (mustard beetle), 1029 nucleotides long. Lineage: Eukaryota; Metazoa; Arthropoda; Insecta; Coleoptera; Chrysomelidae. The record is from the annotation of a GenBank genome assembly.